GGCGCGCUCCCGAGGCCCAGGCGCGCCCCCGAGGCCCAUGCGCGCCCCCGCGGCUGGGAGAAGAGGCUGGAGGAAGAUGGAGACUGCAGCAGGAGCAGCAACAGCAGCAGCAACAGCAGCUUAUGGAGCCGGCAAGGCUGGCGGAGCCUUCGACCCCUUCACCUUCAUCAGGCAGCCGCAGACCAUCGUCAGGGCUGUCAGCUGGAUUUUCUCGAUCGUUGUGUUUGGAUCGAUCAUCAACGAGGGGUAUGUGAACCGUCCUAACGAGAUCGAGGAGCACUGCAUCUUCAACCGGAACGCUAGCGCCUGUAACUACGGCAUCACCAUCGGCGCGCUGGCCUUCUUCGGCUGCCUGGCCUUCCUCACCCUCGACGCCUACUUCCCGCAGAUCAGCAGCGUCAAGGACCGCAAGAAAGCCGUCUUGGGGGACAUCGGAUUUUCGGCCUGCUGGUCCUUCCUGUGGUUCGUCAGCUUCUGUUUCCUCACCAACCAGUGGCAGGUGACCAACCUGGCGGAGGACAACCCGCUGAAGGAAGGGGCGGACGCGGCUCGUGCUGCCAUCACCUUCUCCUUCUUCUCAAUCUUCACCUGGGCAGGCCAAGCGUUCCUUGGCUACCAGCGGUACCGCCUGGGAGCCGACUCAGCGCUCUUCUCCCAGGACUACACCGACCCGAACCAGGACACCUCGGUGCCCUAUGCCUCCGGCGACGAGAUGGAACCGCCCGGGUCCUACCAGCAGCCGCUGUCGGGCGGCGCCUACACCAGCGGAGCCGACGGCUACCAGUCGCAGGGCUACUGAGCGGGAGGGGGGCCGAGGCUGCCCCCAACCCCCACCACCCAUCCCCCAGUGGGGCAGCUACACACUUUACUGGGCAACUCUGCAUCCCAGCCCGAGGCGGCUUGUGGCCAUCAGCGUGUCUCAAGUAGACCCAGGCAGGUAGUCCUCAUCUCCUCGUGGAUCAGUCACGGACCUCAGAGAGUCAACAAACCCCUGGGCUCUCGACCGCUUGAUUGUACCUGGUACAACUGAUCAGUGGUGGGUGGGAGACAUAUGACAAUUAUAUUUAUAUGUAUGUAUGUAUAUGUACCCAUACAUAUACCCAUACAUACACAUAUACAUGCAUACAUACAAUUAAACACACAUACAUGUAGACACACGUAUACAUGAGUAGGAACUGCAG
This is a messenger RNA of Amblyraja radiata (thorny skate), 1181 nucleotides long. RefSeq names its product synaptogyrin-1. Lineage: Eukaryota; Metazoa; Chordata; Chondrichthyes; Rajiformes; Rajidae. The transcript is spliced from 4 exons. The record is from RefSeq and is a predicted model, not a curated record. Gene Ontology annotation, cellular component: synaptic vesicle membrane; neuromuscular junction. The coding region runs from base 38 to 799 and encodes 253 amino acids.